AUGCCGAGGUCUGCGCAGGACUCGUCUAGCAGUAGCUAUGACUCUGAUAGCUGGUCCGAUGGCACGCUGGAUUCUCAGCCUGACAGUGCUGAUUUACUUGAUAUCCGAGACAACAGCGAAGACCACCCAAACGAAGAGGCUGUACCGGAACGGAUAUCACAGCAGGAUGCAGUGGAGCGGGCUUUUGAAGCCAAGCGCAGCAGCUUCGAGGAGGAGUUGGUUAUACAGCUAUGCUUUUUGCAUUUGCAACACCAGCUGCAACAGAAUUACCCGAGCCGACAGGCUGCCGCUCGGCUUCGGGAAUUCAAGCGAAGCCACGCCGCAAACCACUCGCGCACAUUGCAGACCACCAUUGCCGGGUUCCUCUCUGAUGAGAGAGCCCAGGACAUGGAACACAUGGUGGGAGCAAUACGAGUCAUGCUGCAGGCGGACAUCCCGGAGAACGACGAGAACUGGAUACGGACGUUGGCUGAAGGCCCUCUCCCACGACAGCAUGUUUUCCUGCAGACAGCACAACGAGCUAUCUACGAAGGACUGCAGCCGACGACAGGCCAUCUUUCGGCCAAAAUGGUAUCUGACACGGCAGUUAACCUGGCAGGUAACGCCCUCUACCUCUUUUCCCUGCGGCUCUUGUGGCCGCUCAUACCAGAUGACAAAAGACUUCAGAUACAACAGUGGAUACUCAGGUACCGCGAAUCAUCGGAGGACGCCGGAGCUGCGGAACCAUCAUCCUCGUCCGGACAGGGCGCGGAUCCGGCACGAGGGUAG
Molecule: messenger RNA, 768 nt
Organism: Symbiodinium sp. CCMP2456
Lineage: Eukaryota; Dinophyceae; Suessiales; Symbiodiniaceae
Source: the annotation of a GenBank genome assembly